Leptopilina boulardi is the source of this 1685-nucleotide messenger RNA. RefSeq names its product alpha-tocopherol transfer protein-like. The record is from RefSeq and is a predicted model, not a curated record. Gene Ontology annotation, molecular function: phosphatidylinositol bisphosphate binding. Gene Ontology annotation, cellular component: membrane. NCBI's taxonomy places the organism in Eukaryota, Metazoa, Arthropoda, Insecta, Hymenoptera, Figitidae. Bases 447 to 1394 code for a protein of 315 amino acids. The transcript has 5 exons.
AGAUGAAGGUCUGAGGAAGCUUCACAAACUUUCCCGUAUACUUUUUUCCAUUUCCUGAUCUCUAACGAAUUUAUACUCUCAGUUUCUUUAUUAUGUAAAAGUGCAACAUACGAGAAUGAAGAAAAAAAACAAUAAAUAAUUAUUUUUUAUAAUUUUUACUGCAUCAUUUUUUUGAUAACAAAACAUUUUAAAAUUUAUUUAUUUAUUUUCUUUUUUAAAGAAAAAAAGAGUGAAAAAAAUUUAUACAUUAUUUUAUUUGCAUCAAUCGAAUUAUUUUAAAAAUUAAUAUGACUUGCAAAUUAUGUUUGCAAUAACAGGAAAAGUCAAUGUUACAAUUUUCUCCGGUUUGUUUAUCAAUAUGUAAUUUAAUUAUUCCAUGUGUCAAUUAAUUAAAUAACGGCAAAAGAAGAAAUUCUUCCUUACUAAAGUGAAUAGUAUAAAGAAACAUGGACCAAAGAUCUUGUAAAAUGAAAUUGGGGCACAGUAUAGAAGAGUCGAGAGCUAAAUAUCCUGAAUUAACAAAUGAAAUUUUAGAUGAAUUAAGAGAAUGGGGAGAGCAACGAGGCCUUUCAAACAUUCCCGAUGAACAACUUGCAUUAUUUGCACAUAGUUGCUAUUAUGAUAAAGAAGCCAGUAUGCGAUGCAUGAAAGUUUAUUACAGACUGAGAGCAACAACACCUGAAUUUUUUAACGACAGAGAUCCGAGAAUGGAUUAUCUUCAACGUUCCCUAAAGUCAUUACAAUUUGUUGCUUUACCAUUGCCCGAUAGAGAGGGAAGAAAAAUAAUUUUCCACAGAUUGUCAAAUACAACACCAGCUGCAUAUAUGUUCAAUGAUGGUAUUAAAUUGCUUGGCAUGACUUUGGACGCAAGUCUUUAUUCUGAGGGAUGUACUCCUGGUUAUGUAUUUCUCUUUGAUAUGCGUGGCGUUAAAUUAGCCCAUUUGGCUCGAUUGUCAAUCAACAGUAUUCGCAAAUUUUUUGAAUAUCUCCAAGAAGGAAUGCCCGUUCGACUUCAGGGGAUUCAUGUUUUGAAUACCGUUUGGUUCAUGGAUAAAAUUCUUUCCCUCGUCAGGCCCUUCAUGAAGCGUGAGCUCUUCGAAAUGCUUCAUCUUUAUUCCGGAGAAGUCUCGGAUAUCUAUGAAUAUAUUCCUCCAGAAUGUCUACCAAAAGACUUUGGAGGAGAACUCGACUGUCUGGAGAUUCUUCAUGACGCUCACUGUACAAAGCUUGAUCAGUUGCGUGAUUACUUUCGGGAUGAAGAGAAUCUUUAUCGAGGAUGGCGUGAUAUUCCAAGAAAUGAGCUUUCUUCAUCCACUUUAUCUAAUUGCCAAGGAGCGGAAGGUGAUACUAUCACAAUUGAAGAAACUGAAAGUGGAAAAAUCGACUGCACUUGAUAUGUCCUCGACCUUCUAUGAUGGAUCUCUCUCUCUCUCUCCAUUAAAAUCUUUAUAUCCAUGAAUUUGCUCAAGAGGAAUGAGAAUCUAAAACAUAAAUUUUAUUUAUUUAUUUAUAAUUUAAAAACUAUUUUUCAAAUAUCUUCCAAAUAAAAUAAUAGAAAAUAAUAAUAUAGUAGAGAAUUUAGAAUAAAAAAUAAUAGAAAAUAAAUAGUAGAAAUAGAAAAGAAUCGUUGCCAAUUAUAAUUAUGUAUAGAUAUUAAUAGAUAAUAAUAAAAAUUACAUUUUAAA